This is a messenger RNA of Spodoptera littoralis (African cotton leafworm), 4359 nucleotides long. The record is from the annotation of a GenBank genome assembly. NCBI's taxonomy places the organism in Eukaryota, Metazoa, Arthropoda, Insecta, Lepidoptera, Noctuidae.
AUGUUUCAGAUCUCCCUCGCAGUAUGGAAUACCUACGCUGCAUCUAUCCAAUCUUCUUCUACUGGCAAUACUGAGACAUCUUCAGACAAAUCAAGUGUAUCAAAUACAACUGGAUACUUAACAAGUGAGGUUUCAGUAACCUCAUCAAAUUCAGAACAAAGUACAAAUACGACUGAUGAAUCGAACACAAACGAUGUAUCUACAAAAUAUUCUGCCAAUUUAACAGAUGUGACAUUUACUGUGAAUAGAGAUGAAACUGUUAAUUCUUCGAAUACUGACAUUGCCUCUGAAGCUAAUACAACAACGAUAUUAUUGACUACCUCUACUUCAGACAGUGGCAAUGCAACAAGAACUGAAGACACUCUAUCCUCGCUAGUGUCUAGUUCCACCAACUCUACAAAUUCUACUUCAGCCUUGGAAGUUUCAAACUCGUUAAGGACCACUGAUGAAUUAUAUCAAAAUAUUGUUAAAACAACAGAUGAUGGUAUGGAAAAUUCUACAUUGAAUUCUAUAGCAUCAUCGAAUACAACAACUGGGUUUGAUACUUUAAGUCACACAAAUGAAACUGAAACAUUAGAUACGACAAUUUUAAAUACUCUUAAUAUUACGAAUACCACAAAUGUGAGUGGUACAUCUAAUUCAACAUUAUUUAUAGAUAACUUAAUAUGGGUGACAUCUAAUAUCACUAUUGUGUCAAAUUCUUCAUACGAUACUGAUUCGAAGAAUUAUCAAAGUUCAUUACUUUCUACAGAUACGGAGACUUCAGACACUUUAAAUUCUACAAGUUCCACAAAUGUAUCAGACGCAGCUACUUAUAACACAUCCACCAAUAAUAUGGAGUUUACUAACGUUACAUCACUUGGUGAUGCUACGGACACAUUUACGUCAAAUUCUUCAAAUUCUGUAAACUUAAGUAACGAAUUAAAUACAGUCAAUUCAAAAAAUUCGUCGCAAACUUCAGACACCACCUAUUUCGAUACUUUGGAUAGUACAAAUUCUACAAACAUUCUGGCAAAUAACAAUGCAUCAACAGUUAUAGACGUUGCAAUUUCGUCGUCAAUAAAUUCUACAACAUCAAAAAAUACUUCGUUUGAUGGUGAUAUAACAACUUCAAUAAACUCAUUAAGAACUACUAAUAAUUCAACAUCAGAGAGUGCAAAUACAACAAGUUCAACAGAUUUUACAGGAUAUUUAAAUGCUCAAAGUACAAAAUCAGUGUCAGAUACCAUUGAAAAUACGAACUCUAAUGAUUCUUCUGAAAAUUCUAGUUCAAAACUAGAAUAUUCUUUAAACUCCUCAUCAGGUUCAAAUAUUGAAAAUUUAGUGAAUUCCACUGUGAGUUCAAGCUCAUCUUCAUCAGACACCUUGAGCCAUUCGAAUUCAUCUAUUGUACUAGAUUCAACUAAUUCAUCCAGUGCAAUAGAUGUUAAAAUUUCAUCUGAAUCCAAUUCUACAACAUCAAAAAAUACGACUGAUGAUAUACAAAGUUCAAACCUACAAAACACAGUGAAAACGGCAAGCAAUUCUAUAUCAGAUACUGUGAAUAUAACAAGCUCGACUGAUAAUAGUAGCAAAAAUAGCUUACGAGCGACAAGACAAUCCAUAGAUUCUUCGGAAAGUACAAAUUCAAGUGAUUCUGUUAACAUUUCUAGUAAUAAAUCGGAAUAUCUUGUCAAUUCCACAUCUGCUUCAGAAACUACAAAUUCUGUAAAUGAGACAGAAACUUCUGAUUCCUCAAUAAUAGAGAGUUCAAAUUCUACAAGUUUAUUAAACACUGAAAAUGGCGCAAAUUCUUCACAUGUCUCUGAUUCCUUAGUUUCAGCGUCAGUAAACUCUACAAUUUCGGAAGAUUUCACGUCUGAUUCCGUUUUUGCAAACACUUCAAAUUCAUCCAAUGUAAAGGCCACAAGAAAAUCAGAAACUGCAAAUUACACAGUUUCAACUGACAACACACACUAUGAUGGUCAUUCCAACCAGACGGUGACUAAAUAUAACACUAAUAAUACUGAGUCAGAUGAUGCAACAGAGUUUUGGCAAUCAGAAUCUAUCUAUUCUUCAGAAUCAUCGUCUGUAGAAGAUGAAACAAAUUCGAUAAAUUUAAAUGAAACUUCCGGCACAUCUACACUAAAAAUAGUGAAAACAUCAAGUUCAAAUGACACGAAGGAUGUAACCAAUUCUACUAGUGAAAGUAAUAGUAUAUCAGCCACAUCUAGUAACACUAAUUUGAAACAAUCAACCCUUACAAGAAGGAAUAUGGGUGACAUGUUUGUUUCUAAAAAUAUUACCGAUGUCUUAUCUACAGAUAAAACUACUGCAUUAAAUUCAACAGCAACAUCAAAUUCUUAUAACUCUGAUUAUUCAUCGGUUAGUCAAGAGUCUAUAAGUUCUGUAAGCAAUAGUUCAAAUAUCGCCAACAUAAUUGAUAAACUAUCCAACUCAAGCUCCACCCGGACCAGUAGUACGUCAUCAAGUACAUCAGUGCCCAGCAGUUCAGUUUCAAGUAGUCCAGAAGAUGAUUCUGAUUCAUCAAACUCUAAUAGCAGUUCUGUCAACUCUUAUGCAACCAAGAAUACUACUCGCUCAAUGAAGACAGACGACAUAGAAACAACAUAUUCCACUGAUGAUAUCGCUUUCAGGAACGUUACUGAAGUUAUAAAUGAGGAAACUUCAAUAAUCACAAAUAAUCAUACUGACACAACAAGUACGAUUGUUACUACAGAUGCUUCUGAUAAUGUGACAAUAAUAACAAUUAUAACAAAAAAUAUGACUGUUACAGUAGACGAUGAUAUUACAAAUGUUACUGAAAUUAUUGUCGUAACAAACAUAACCAGUACUACAAAUACCACUGAAGACAUAAUUACAAGUGAUAUUACCGAUAUAAUUACUACCGUUAUUUUUACCAACACUACAAUCGUUACUAUUAUUAUUGAUGGCAAUGAAACCACGUAUACUACUACGUCAUUACAUAGCACUGAUGUUAUCGAAACAACGGCUGUUGAUGAUACGAAAGAUGACACAAUAAUUGCUACAUCCAGAAAUAGUUCAGAUGUUACGACUUUAAGAAGGACAUUGGAUGUUUCAAAUAAAACUAUUACAAGUGAUUCAACAAAUACGACUACUUUGUUAACAGUAACCGGAGAUGAAAUAGACUCUACGAACUCUACCGACUCUAAUGACUCAUCCGAAACGAACACAACUUCCAUCUGCACGUCGCAAGGAUUCUUACCUGAUCCAGAUUCUACAAACUGCACGAGAUAUAUUGAAUGCAUACAAAAUGUCAAUGGCGAUUUCACUGAGUCAGUGAAUACGUGUCCUGAUAGCUCUUAUUACAAUCCUAAUACGACUUUAUGUGAUUUUGAUUACCAAUGUCCAGAUUCGACGGACAGUACCAAUUCUUCCGAAUCAAAUAAUUCAAGUGAAGAAUCGAAUUCAACCAACACUUCAAAUUCUACUUUUAUCUGCACGACUCAAGGGUAUUUUGCUGAUCCAGACUCUAAUAACUGUACGAGAUACUUUGAAUGCAUUCAGAAUACUGAUGGCACCUAUACUGAGACUGCUUCUACAUGUCCUGAUGAUUCUUAUUAUAAUCCCAAUACGACUUUAUGUGAUUUUGAUUACCAAUGUCCAGAUUCGACGGACAGUAACAAUUCUUCCGAAUCAAAUGUUUCAAGUGGUGAAUCGAAUUCAACCGACGACACUUCAAAUUCAACUUUUAUCUGUACCACUGAAGGGUAUUUUGCUGAUCCAAACUCUAAAAACUGCACGAGAUACUUUGAAUGCAUUCAAAAUAGUGAUGGUACCUAUACUGAGACUGCUUCUACAUGUCCUGAUGAUUCUUAUUACAAUUCCAUAACAACGUUUUGCGAUUUUGAGUAUGAAUGUCCAGAAUCGACGGACAAUACCAAUUCUUCUGAUACUUCUGAUUCAAGUGGUGAAUCUAAUUCAACCGAUACUUCAAACUCCACUUCUGUCUGCACGACUCAAGGAUUCGUAACAGAUCCAGACUCUAAAAAUUGUACGAGCUACAUCGAAUGUAUUGAAAAUGAGGAUGGCAGUUACACGCAGACAGUGUACCCAUGCCCGGAUAACUCUUAUUACAAUCCCGAUACGACUAUUUGCGAUUUCGAUUACAAGUGUCCGACAGAUUCAUCGAAUUCUUCAUCUAGUUCGUCCGGUACCUUUACAUGUACAUCAACUGGACGGUUUUCAAAUAGCGAUGACACUACUUGCCAAUCGUAUUACAGUUGUGUGUUAUUGGCUAAUGGGACCUUCGUUUUAAAUGAAUACAACUGUCCGAAUUCUUCAUGGUUCGACCCGAGUAAACAAUAUUGUACAGCGGCAUACACGUGCGGUUCCUAG